Messenger RNA from Aspergillus nidulans FGSC A4, 1503 nucleotides. Its product is annotated as glycosyltransferase family 15 protein. Gene Ontology annotation, cellular component: membrane. The record is from RefSeq and is a predicted model, not a curated record. Gene Ontology annotation, biological process: glycoprotein biosynthetic process. Gene Ontology annotation, molecular function: mannosyltransferase activity. Lineage: Eukaryota; Fungi; Ascomycota; Eurotiomycetes; Eurotiales; Aspergillaceae. The transcript has 4 exons. The coding region runs from base 1 to 1188 and encodes 395 amino acids.
AUGGCUGUCGCUAGACCUAUUCGCAUGCUCUCUGCGGCAUGCGUGGUACUCGUGAUUUUUCUGGUGUUCCAGAUGAAGAGGAGCCCUUCAUAUGUCGGCAUGGGGCCAGGCGAAUACAACGGCAUGACUGCGGACCCUCUGAAUGAUCCAACCGGUGAGCCUGAUGGCUAUCUGUGGCGCGCCGACGAACACGACUACGCUCCUGACAGCACCAACUCCGCCCGAACCAAUGCAGCCAUCAUCUCCCUCGUGCGGAACGAAGAGCUGAACGAGCUGCUUCCAAGCAUGCGCGACUUGGAAAGGACAUGGAACCACAAAUUUAACUACCCAUGGAUUUUCUUCAACGACGUGCCGUUCACCGAGGAGUUUAAGAAACGAACACAGGCUGAGACUAAGGCCAAAUGUCAAUACGAAUUGGUUCCCAAAGAGCACUGGGAAGUCCCUAGCUUCAUUGACAUGAACCUUUUCAAAGAGUCCGCGGCGCUCCUGAAAGAGAAGGGAUUACAGUACGCCGAUAAGAUAUCCUACCAUCAGAUGUGCCGGUGGAACAGUGGCAUGUUCUACAAGCACCCAGCGCUUAAAGAUUAUCGCUACUACUGGCGCGUGGAGCCCAAAGUCCAGUUCUUUUGUGAUGUCGAUUAUGAUGUCUUCCGCUUCAUGGAGGACCGCAACAAGACUUACGGUUUCACGAUUAAUUUGUUCGAUGCUCCCGAGAGUAUCCCAUCCCUGUGGCCGACGACACAGGAGUUCCUCGCCGCGAAUCCAUCUUACCUCUCCGAUAACAACAUGAUGGACUGGUUGACUGACGACCAGCUCCGACCGGACCACACCCGCGAUGCGAACGGAUACUCGACCUGCCAUUUCUGGUCCAACUUUGAGAUUGGUGAUAUGGAGUUCUUCCGCGGUGACAAAUACUCUGCGUACUUUGAUUUCCUUGAUCACGCUGGUGGUUUCUUCUACGAGAGAUGGGGUGAUGCUCCUGUUCAUUCGAUCGGUUUGGGAUUGUUCGAGGACAAGAACAAGGUUCAUUGGUUCCGCGACAUCGGAUACCGCCAUAUUCCUUACUUCAACUGCCCCAACUCGCCCAAAUGUUCCGCUUGCACCCCUGGCAAGUUCUACGAAGGCGCAUCGUUCCUUGCUAAGGAGGACUGCCGGCCCAGCUACUUCAAGCACGUUGGGACCCAUUAAUUCGCUUGAACAAUUCUUUUAUACCCAUACAUAUAACCAUAUACCAUUUCUUGCUAGGCGUCCGCCUGCGACACGGUCGCAUUUACGUUCAAAUUCGCAUCCAUAGGGUUCAUAAUUGUUUCCGGCGGCGUUUUGUGACUUGGUUUCCCCUUUCUACGGCUUCUUGUAUCUUGCCAUCUUCUAAUUGUCCUUUUCCUUCUUCUGUGAUAAUUGUUGGAUUAUACAUUAGAGGGCUUCCUUUGCUGUAUGUAUACCGUCUUCCUUUUACCCUGCCAACUUCGUCUGUAUAUCCAUGGAUGUCGAUCAAAUGGCCAA